AAAACACACUGAAAACUGAAAAGCGAAACGAGUUGCCGCUGUCAGGCGUCAGGCGUCGUCGUCCUCCUCGAGAGAGGCCACUGACAGGUUGUGAAACUCGUUUUCCGUAGAGCUAUCGUGUCGGACAUGCUUGAUAAAGUGCGUGCAAUAGCUGGAAACGAACUGUAGCUUCAAAGUGCAUUAAAAUAUUAAUAAAAAAAAAACAAAACAGAAAAAAUAAAAAUAAAAACACAGUGCCUGGCUGGCAGGCACAGAAGAACACAGAAGACAGAACACAGAACCUACCUCUAGUUGCGGCCAAGGAAGUGCAUUCGACUGGGAACGAGGCUGUGGGAUCUGCCGACAGGCAGUCUUUUGAAGUACCACACCAUCCUAUCCUCCACACGACGACGGUACAUGUGUACUUCAGAGGCGAUAAGUCAGAAAAUCUGUUUGUGGCAAACACUUGAAGCGAAUAUACGAGGAUUUGCCGCCUGGCCGGCUAACAGACACCGACACAGAGAGAGAGAGAGAGAGCCGCGAAUGGGCCACAGUCGGAGCCAUCCAGCGUCAGAGUCAAUAAAAAGCAAAGUAAACGAAUAAAGAGCAAAGUCACACAAAACAAACAAAACAUUUUCCGGCUCCGGCGACAUUAGCAGAACUGCUCGACAUCGACAAUUUGUUUUAUCAAUUUUCAACAAGGCCAACACAGCAACAGAAACAGCAACAGCAACAGCAACAACAACAAUAGAGCGCAACAUCCAACAAACCAACAAACAACAAAAGCGCUCAAAGUGCUUAGCCGCGGCCCACAGUCGAGCACGCACGGCAUCCACACCCACAUCCACCAUCCGAGAAUCUGCCACCCCAUCGCCAUCAUCAUCCUUGGCAGUGUCGGUGUCGGUGUCGGUGACGGUGCCGAGAGCCCGAAGAACCCAACCCCUUGUCAAGUGUAUCGCCAGCAUCCCGGCAGCAGCAGAAUCAGAAUCAGAAGCAGCAUCGGAAUCGGAAUCAGAAUCAGCAUCCGCAUCCUUGCCGCGACCCGGGUCGGCGCCCCACAGCGAGGGAAGCUCGCUCGCGUGUUGCCGCUGUGCCGCCACGUCCUCCUUCACAUCAUCGACUCGGAGGAAGACGCCACCGACGACAAUGGCUGCAUAUGCGCAGUUUGGAUACGGCGGUUACCCGACGGCAAAUCAGUUGACGGCAGCUAACACCGACAGCCAGAGCGGCCAUGGCGGAGGAUCGCCGCUGUCCGGGACCAAUGAGGCUUCCCUGAGUCCAUCGGGGGGCUCGACCACAACCGGCCUCACCACAGGCCCCCUAAGUCCAGGUGCAGUCUCCCAGUCGUCGAACAAUGCGGGCCCGAAAGUCAUAUCCACUUCUCCGACGGUGGGAGAUGCGGCGGCAGGCAGCGAUGUGGCUGGUGGCAGUGUAUCAGCUGCGGAUCUUCAGGGCCGCCGAUCCGAGGGCAUGUCCUGCUGCGAGAACGGACGACCAAUCAUCACGGAUCCCGUUUCCGGGCAGACCGUCUGCUCCUGCCAGUACGAUCCAGCGCGACUGGCGAUUGGCGGCUACUCCAGAAUGGCAUUGCCCUCCGCUGGAGUGGGAGUGGGAGUGUAUGGCGGGCCAUAUCCAUCUAACGAACAGAACCCGUAUCCCAGCAUUGGCGUCGACAACUCGGCCUUCUACGCACCUCUGAGCAAUCCCUAUGGCAUUAAGGAUGCCAACGCCAGUACCGAAAUGAAUGCCUGGACCUCUGCUGCAGGACUGCAGUCCACUACCGGGUACUACUCGUACGAUCCAACACUGGCCGCCUAUGGAUACGGCCCGAACUAUGAUCUCGCCGCACGGCGCAAGAACGCCACGCGAGAGUCAACAGCGACUCUGAAGGCGUGGCUGAGUGAGCACAAGAAGAACCCCUAUCCGACCAAGGGCGAGAAGAUCAUGCUGGCCAUCAUCACAAAGAUGACGCUCACCCAGGUGUCGACGUGGUUUGCGAAUGCGCGCCGUCGCCUGAAAAAGGAGAACAAAAUGACGUGGGAGCCCAAAAACAAGACCGAAGAUGACGACGAUGGACUGAUGUCGGACGAUGAAAAGGACAACAACAAGGAUGCAGGCGAUGGUGGGAAGCUGCCGUCUGAAGUUUUUGAUCCCAGCAAUCAACUUAUCAAAUCCGAACUAGGAAAGGCGGAAAAGGACCCGGAUGUCGAGCCGAAGAUGGAGCGGGAGCGGGAGCCGCCGCCCCAGAAUCUAGUGGCCAUGCGGAGCCUGGCACCCUACGCUGCCCCGCCGAUGCACGCGGCCUACAACUCGUAUGCGCACUCGCAGCACCAGCAGCAUCUGGAGCAUCUAGAGCAUCUGGAGCAGCAUCCGCAGCAGGUGGCGGCACCAUACUAUCAUUCUGGCUACGGCCAGGAUGACACCAGCGAAUAUGCGGCUCAAAAAAACCCGCUAAGCAGAGACUGUGGCAUACCAGUGCCGGCGACCAAGCCGAAAAUCUGGAGUGUGGCCGACACAGCCGCCUGCAAGACGCCACCGCCUACGGCAUACCUCGGCCAGAAUUUCUAUCCCCAAGCGCCAGCCUCAGAGCAACAGCAGCAGCAGCAGCACCACCAGCACCAGCAUCAGCAUCUGCAGCAUCUGCAGCAGCACCAGCAGCUCCACUCUGUGGGCCCCCAGUCCCUGGUUAUGCAGCCGAGCAGCAUGACCAUGACGAUGGGGGGGCCUCAAGUCGAGCUCGGUUCGCCGCUGAGUAUGAUGAGCAGCUACGCCGGCGCAUCGCCAUAUUCGCGGAUACCUACGGCGUACACCGAGGCCAUGGGCAUGCAUAUCGGGCCCGGCAAGAUCCCACAUACCACCCCCAUCCAUACGGUGCACCGCGAGCCAGUGGGGGUGGGGUUUUCCGAGAUCCAGCCGGAUACCCCGCCCCAGACGCCGCCCACUAUGAAGCUGGGGGGCCACCACCACAUCAGCAGCAUCAGCAGCAGCAGCAACAGUUCUUCGAUGCAUUCCGCUCCCGGUCCGGCACCGGUGACGGUGGCUUCCAUGGUCAACAUUUUGUACAAUAACAACAACAGCAUUAUUAACAACAACAACAACAACAACAACAGUACUAUUACGGAGAAUAGUGCGUACAUGAGUAGUGGCGCCUAUCUCACGGAGAGCCGUGCCGGAUCGUAAUGUGGCACCAGCGAGUGGCGGCCAGUGGCGGCCAAUGGCGGCGAGUGGCCUUGAACCAGAUACCAAAUAGUACCAUAUACCACACUACUACUUACACAUUUCAAAUACACAAACACAAACAAACACACAACACACAAAACAGCCAGGCCCGAACACGGACAAGUGCAAGAGUUCGCAGAGAUGCCAACAAUAACGAUAGCGAUAGCGAUAGCGAUUACUACACUAAUUAUUUUGCAAUAAAUGUAGCUUAAGUAUGGCAAUAAAACUUUUUUUUUCCUACCAUA
Drosophila persimilis is the source of this 3443-nucleotide messenger RNA. RefSeq names its product homeobox protein caupolican. The record is from RefSeq and is a predicted model, not a curated record. The transcript is spliced from 6 exons. Gene Ontology annotation, biological process: cell development; neuron differentiation; regulation of transcription by RNA polymerase II. The coding region runs from base 1126 to 3159 and encodes 677 amino acids. Gene Ontology annotation, molecular function: DNA-binding transcription factor activity, RNA polymerase II-specific; RNA polymerase II cis-regulatory region sequence-specific DNA binding. Gene Ontology annotation, cellular component: nucleus. NCBI's taxonomy places the organism in Eukaryota, Metazoa, Arthropoda, Insecta, Diptera, Drosophilidae.